AUUUAGUCUGUGAUUUAUUAAGUAUUAUAAAGUUUAAAAAUAAUUAAUUUAGAAUCGUCUAUUUAAAAUUGUCUUUUCUUUUUAUUGUUGCCUUUAAUAGAAUAAACAAUGAUGCAGUUGACAUAAAUUACUUGAACUGUUGUGUUUUCGAAAAUUAUUUUAAUUUUGAAAUUAAUAACAAUAUGACAGAUAAAGUUGAUUUGAAGAAUUUAUUAGUGUGUGCUAACUGUAACAAGGAGUUUAAGUACGAAAGCCAAAGGAAACGGCACGAACAAAGUCACUCCUUUCCAUUUCAGUGCAAAGUUUGCAAGAAACUCUUUAGUUAUGUUUCAGCACUGCGUCGCCACGAGAAGCAACAUGAGAGAACCGGGAGUGUUCAAUGCCCCGAAUGUAAUCGGGAAUUUCUUGAUGAAACUUUGCUUAAAAGGCACAUGAAAUAUGCACAUAAAGAAACCUGUGUUUGUGCAGAAUGCAAUACAAUAUUCAACAGUCAGUUAGCACUACGUACUCACAUGAAAACACACAAGCCAGAGUCAGAACGAGAAUAUCGGUGUAAUGUUGAGGGGUGCAACAAAUCAUUCAACUUCUCCCAUCACUAUAAAAAUCAUAAGUUCACCCAUACGAAAACAAAACAACACUACUGUAAAACAUGUGGCAAAGGUUUCAUACAGUAUCACCAUAUGAAAACCCAUAUGAAGACCCAUGAACCUGAUGAGAAUAAGUUGCUUUGCACUGUGCCUAAUUGUACCAAGAAAUUUUCCAACGAAUAUGCAAGAAAACGCCAUCUUGCCACUCACAGUGAGUACCCACAUAAUUCUGAAAAUAAAGUGGAUAGUGGGAUAUCUUCUGAUUCGAGUGGCGGAAGUGAUGUUACGUAUGGGCAGAAAGUUUCAGAUAUACGAAAUAAAAAUGAAACUGAAGAGUCUAGAGCAACUACAAGUAAAGAUAGUAAUGUUCCAUUAAAUUUAAUAAAUUCAUCAUUAAAAGAAACAAUUGAUUCAAGUACAUUUAAAAAUUAUGAAAAAAACUGUGUAAAUAAGUUCGAUAGUUCUACCGUUAGAAACUGUAAAUCAGUAUUAGGUCGAUGCAUUAUGGAUGAUGACACCGAUACAAAAAGUUGUUUGUGUACCGAAAUAUCUUCUCCUGUUGACGAAUAUUACAAUUUGAUACCAGAUGGAAAUAGUUGUGAAUCAGUGAAGUCGCAUACAAAAGAAAAAUUACAAGAAGCAAAUGAAGAUGUUUUCGGUAGUGAUGUAAAUACAAAAACUACAAAUAAAUUCUGUGAAGGUUGUGACUGUGGUGCAGGUCCUUUGGAUAUGACUAAUGUAGGAGAUACAAACUGUGUUAACAUUGAUAAUUAUAGUGUGAAACAGGGAAAAGAACAUGGAUUUGGUUGGUUAAGGACAGAGCAAACAUUUGAUACGGAGACAACAGAAAAUACUAUUGUAGAACAAAAUGAAAAUGUUUUUGUGCCAUUCAACAGCUGUAAGAGUGUUCUAGGUAAAUGUAUAGUCAGUGGAAAUGGUACUAUAGGUGAUGGAUGUCUUUGUGCGAAAAUGGCUUUGGAUGAUCAAUCAACGACUGCAGAGGAAAUUGAUGAAAUCACCCCACAGCCAAAUAAUUAUUGACUAAUAUGAAUCAAUGUCUGUGAUAUUUAUGUAUAAUAUAUGGAUCAUAUCAAUUAAAAAGGUAGGAUAAUUAAAGAAUGUCAUAUUAAAUACUAUUUAAAAGUUGUAGUAAUAGAUUAUAAGGAUGAAAGUAUCUAUAUGCUUUCAGCUAUACAUAUCCAAAGAUAGAAUAUCCAAAUAAAUUAAAAUUGUUAAAUUAUUUAAGUUAUUGUUGUUGAAAUAAAAUAUUAAAUUUUAUAAUUAUUAUACUUUUAUAUUUAUUUACAAAGUAAUUCUUUACAAUUUCAACCAUUUAUACAAAAUAUAUCUUAGUUAACAAAUACUACAUAAUAUUAUUUUACAAUCAGACCUCACUUAUGCAUAUCACUAAGUUAAGAUAUUUAAGUACGAUUGGAAUGUAGUUAUUAUUUGCGAGUUUAUCACAAUACGGCAUGGCAGAAAAUAUUUUCAUUAUUCACGAGAAAAUAUAAAUUUUAUGUAAUACAUUAUAACAUAAAUUGAAUUCUCCAAUCAGGAAUAAAUUUUGUUAAAAUAAUUAUUAUAAUACAUUUAGCUAUGGUAACAAUUUAUAAUAGGAUAUUUUGGAGUGCAUAUAUCUUUCUGUAUGCAGUAUUAACAUUCGGAAAUAUCUAAUACUAUUUUGUGUACCUACAUAGGUAUUAUGUGAAGCAAUAAAUAAAUCUAAAACCUCGA
Achroia grisella is the source of this 2321-nucleotide messenger RNA. Its product is annotated as zinc finger protein 569-like. The coding region runs from base 183 to 1628 and encodes 481 amino acids. The transcript has 6 exons. NCBI's taxonomy places the organism in Eukaryota, Metazoa, Arthropoda, Insecta, Lepidoptera, Pyralidae. The record is from RefSeq and is a predicted model, not a curated record. Gene Ontology annotation, molecular function: RNA polymerase II cis-regulatory region sequence-specific DNA binding; DNA-binding transcription factor activity. Gene Ontology annotation, biological process: regulation of transcription by RNA polymerase II.